UAUGCUAGUCUUUAUCACAAUGGAUCAGGACAAAAAAAAGAAGAGAAAAAGGUCUGUUUAUAGUUGAUAGCCUCAUACUUCAAAAAAAUUUGAAACUGCACCGAGAGCUUUGAAGUCUUGAUAAUGGCUACACCAGUUUCAAUUGAGGUCUGGAAUCCUAAUGGGAAAUAUAGAGUUAUUAGCACCAAACCCAUGCCUGGAACCAGAUGGAUUCGUCUCCUAACCGAUCAGAAUUGCCGUGUUGAAAUCUGCACACAAAAGAAAACCAUCUUAUCUGUGGAGGAAAUUCUGACCCUUAUUGGCGAUAAGUGCGAUGGUGUAAUCGGACAGUUAACAGAGGAUUGGGGUGAGGUGUUGUUUUCAGCAUUGAGCAAAGCAGGAGGAAAAGCUUUCAGCAAUAUGGCUGUUGGUUAUAAUAAUGUUGAUGUUAAUGCUGCUACUAAGUACGGUGUCGCUGUUGGCAACACUCCUGGUGUACUUACAGAGACUACGGCAGAAUUAGCAGCUUCACUUUCACUAGCAGCUUCCAGAAAAAUAGUUGAAGCUGAUGAAUUCAUGAGGGCUGGUUUAUACGACGGUUGGCUUCCUCACCUGUUUGUGGGAAACUUGCUAAAGGGACAGACUGUGGGAGUUAUUGGAGCUGGUCGUAUUGGAUCUGCUUAUGCAAGAAUGAUGAUUGAAGGGUUCAAAAUGAAUCUAAUUUAUUUUGACUUAUACCGAGCAACUCGACUGGAAAAGUUUGUUACAGCUUAUGGUCAGUUCUUGAAAUCUAAUGGUGAACAACCUGUUACUUGGAAAAGGGCAUCAUCUAUGCAAGAGGUUCUUCGAGAGGCCGAUGUGAUAAGUCUUCACCCAAUCUUGGACAAAACCACGUACCAUUUGAUCAACAAAGAUAGCCUAGCUAUCAUGAAGAAGGAAGCAAUCCUUGUAAAUUGUAGUAGGGGUCCUGUGAUUGAUGAAGUGGCUUUGGUGGAACAUCUAAAAGAAAACCCAAUGUUCCGUGUUGGUCUUGACGUCUUUGAGGAUGAGCCAUUCAUGAAACCUGGACUUCGGGACAUGAAAAAUGCUGUUGUGGUACCUCAUAUCGCGUCUGCUUCCAAGUGGACUCGUGAAGGAAUGGCAACAUUAGCAGCAUUGAAUGUCCUGGGGAAGAUAAAAGGUUAUCCAAUUUGGUCUAAUCCAAAUCAAGUUGAACCGUUCCUGGACGAAAACUCCCCACCUCCAUCUGCUUGUCCGAGCAUUGUUAAUGCUAAACCCCUGGGUUUAACUGCUUCAAAGCUCUAAGCAGAUGGAUUAAAGUCACAUAUGUGGAAAAGAUUAUAAACAGAAGAUAUGCUAGAAAGUUUGUCACGUACUCCAAAAUGUUUUCAUAUGUUCAAAGGGAAGUUUAUAACAGAAAAUAUUCAUCUUUUGCGCCAUACUGCUAAUAUUGUAUUAAAUACUUCUACCCUCAAUUAGCAUGUGUUGUGUAUAAGAGUCAUCACAUUCGUAGAAGUAAUCUCAAGCAAGGCUAAGCAUGAGGUAUUAUUAGGUGUUUCGAAUUAAAUGGUGAAAACGUGCACUGUAUUUGUGAAUGAUUCCCAUAAAUCUAUACAAAAACUUCUACUUCCAAA
Papaver somniferum (opium poppy) is the source of this 1613-nucleotide messenger RNA. RefSeq names its product glycerate dehydrogenase-like. The record is from RefSeq and is a predicted model, not a curated record. Bases 124 to 1284 code for a protein of 386 amino acids. Lineage: Eukaryota; Viridiplantae; Streptophyta; Magnoliopsida; Ranunculales; Papaveraceae. Gene Ontology annotation, cellular component: cytosol. Gene Ontology annotation, molecular function: hydroxypyruvate reductase (NADH) activity; hydroxypyruvate reductase [NAD(P)H] activity; NAD binding. The transcript has 13 exons.